AUGGAUGCACUGACGCACAGCACAGACUCCAGCUCGGGACACGAACCUGGCAAAAAACUUGUUGUUAGUGACGGAGUAACUUCUCUCCUCAAUCACCAGGGGAAAGUAGUGCAUACUUUCAAUGGGAGCCAAACUAUGGACUCUCACAAUUCAGGAAGCGGGGGGGCGACAGCGACAAGUGGCACUACUAACAACAACAGCAAUGCGAUAUCUGUCACUGCUAUCAACAGUGGACCGGGGGUGUCGAAAGGGCUGCUCGGUGCUGCUACAAUGCACCCCUCGUCCAACAGUGUCAUUCAGACGCCGCUCAUGAACUCCCAGACUGCUUUGAGCCCGGCAACAACAGGAGCCACUGUGACCCUCGUCAGGCCGCCUAUGCAAACCACGGGGUCGGGAGCAACUUUGAAUGGGAACAAUAAUGCGAGCCAUGCUGCUGUGGUUGCCAAUGCAUUUGGUCACACAGGUACCAUCGGGUCACACAGCCCGCUUGUAAACAAUGCGUCCAGCGCAGGCUCGCACAUAAUCAAGGCAGAGCCCCCCACCACAAUAAUACAGACAGCCCCACCGCCGGCUGUCACUCCGGGGGUCGUCAGCUCUCCCCGGUUCCCCACGACAGGAGCUCCCGGUCCAGGCCUGAUCCGAGCCUUCACGCCUCAGAUGUUGGCCCCCAGGCUCCAGCAGACCUCCCCGGGACAGCCCAGCGUUCAUAACAUCCAGCUACCCCCGGGGAUGGUGCUCGUACGCAGCGAGAGCGGACAGCUGCUGAUGAUUCCUCAGCAGGCUCUCGCCCAGAUGCAGGCCCAGGCUCAGGGAGGCAUGGCACCGCGGACCGCCACACCAACAAGUGUACCUCCUGUCCAGGCUCCUGGAAACACCAUCAUCAGCAGACAAGUGGCUCCCAGCACCAUCAUCCGCCAGGGGGGUCCGACCCCAACACCCCUCACUGCGACCACCACUCUUCACAGACCCCCUGUCCUUCAGAGUUCAGUUGGGGCUGCAGUAACAGGAAUGACCCCCAGGACCGCCAGCCCGUCAGCUGGGAGCCAACUUCCCCCGAUAUCAGUGAGCAAAGAGACAAUGGAGAAUGUGAAGAAAUGUAAGAACUUCCUGUCCACACUGAUCAAGCUGGCCUCCACUGGGAAGCAGUCCACAGAGACUGCAGCGAAUGUGAGAGAGCUGGUCAAAGAGUUAUUGGAGGGCAGACUGGAGGCUGAGGAAUUCACCAGCAGAUUGUACAAAGAGCUCAACUCCUCCCCCCAACCCUACCUUGUGCCUUUCCUCAAGAGAAGCCUCCCAGCCUUGAGGCAACUCACCCCAGACUCAGCAGCCUUCAUCCGGCUGAGUCAGCUCCCGGUGCCAGCCUGUAGUACGGUCCCCUCCACCGCCCCCGUCCCCACCUCGGUGGUCCUGGGCAGCCCUUCUCCCCGCCUCAUGACCCCCGUCAGCAGGCCCCAGCUCCAGACAGGCAUCAGCAAACCAGGACCUGCCCCCUCACUGGUUAUCCAGCCUCAGCAGCAGAGAACAAUGUUAAGACCUCAGGUAGCCUUACCGACGCCCACCAUGGUGGCCCACAGGAACCAGGCCCCCGGCCGCAUCAUGCUGGGCCAGCAGCACGUCCAGCUGCAGCCAGUUCCUGUGAAGACGGAGGGUUCACCUUUUCCGAGGCAAGUCUCUGCUGCAGCGCUGACCCUCGCUCAGAGGAACAAGCUGAGAGAGGCGGGGGGCUUGUUCAAGGAUGAUGACGACAUAAACGAUGUGGCCUCCAUGGCUGGAGUGAACCUCUCGGAGGAAAGCGCUAACAUCCUAGCUACCAAUUCUGGACUAGUGGGAGCGGUGACGCGGUCCUGUAAGGACGAGGCGUUCCUCUCCUGCGCCCUCCUGCAGAGGAGGAUGAUGGAGAUCGGCAGGAAGUACGGUGUGACCGACCUGGGGGCCGACGUGGUGACCUUCGUCUCCCACGCUACGCAGCAGAGGCUACAGACCCUGCUGGAGAAAGUUUCCCAAGUAGCCCAGCAGAAGAGCUACCCCAUAAAGGAGGACGACAGUUAUGAGCAGAGCAGCGAUGUUCGUGCUCAGCUCAAGUUCUUUGAGCAGCUGGACCAGCAGGAGAAACAGAGGAAGGAGGAGCAGGAGAGGGAGAUCCUCCUGAAGGCAGCUAAGUCUCGAGCUCGGCAAGAGGACCCAGAGCAGCUGCUUCUGAAACAGAAGGCAAAAGAGAUGCAGCAGCAGGAGCUGGCUCAGGUGAGGCAGAGGGAGGCCAACCUGACGGCUCUCGCUGCCAUCGGACCGAGGAAGAAGAGGAAGCUCCUGGACUCUCAGUCCUCCUCCGCUGCAGCCGAGGGGUCCGGGUCAGGUCCCUCCCUCUCCGGCGGGGCGGGGUCUUCGGGCUCCAGGCCGACGCGGCAGCGAAUCACACGCGUCAAUCUCAGGGACCUGCUGUUCUGUUUGGAGAACGAGAGAUUUUCCAGUCACUCCCAUUUCCUCUACAAGGGCUUUCUCAAAUAGACUGGAUGUCAGAGGGGAGGGGAGGGAGCCGCUGGUGGAGAGAUCAAACGCUCCCUCCACGCAGAGAGACUCUUUUUAAAUGAGGAGGAGGAGGGCAGAGGUUUUCCAGAUAAACCUGAUAAUCUGAUGAACAGAAGCAGCCACGUUGGAUGGCCUCUCUCUCCUCAAAUAAUGAUCAGAGAAAUGGACAAAUGCUAAUUACUGUUCAAGAAAGUGCAAAGAUGGAUGUGUGUUACAAGAGGGUUUAUGAAUGAACACUUUUCAAUUAUGCACAGAACAGUAACGUUUAUAAUCAGAUGAUUUGUGUUAGCAAUGGACAUCGACACAUUUGUUUUUAAUAGACAACUAAUUUUUAUUGAAUAUUGAUUGUAGAUUUCUCCUUUUUUCUUUUUAACUGAAUUAGUUUGAACUCCGAACUGUGUAACCUACUGAGUUGCCUUCUUAACUAUGAAUAAGCCAUAUAGCCAUCGCGAAGCAAUUAACCCUGCUGUCACUCACGAAGCAGUAGUCAUCUCCAGUAGGCUACUUGAUUUUAUUGUCAGCAUAUUUAUUUACUAAACUCAAGCUUAAAUUAAUGUUUAGUUAUUUAUUUUAAUUUCAUGUGAAGCUUCAGUCGUUUCAUGUAGUUUAAAUGCAACGUGCAUUUGCCUGCUUAGGAUAUGUUUAAAAUCAACGUAGACAUUGUAGUUUGGUGAAUAGAUUUUAGUGCGUGAAGAAGAGGUUUAUUCUUCGUAUUUUCAUGUUUUAAAUCGUUAAUUUAAAAUGUAUUUGAUUUCUAAAUAGAUGGCUUUUAAACCCUUAUUAUAUACCAAACUUGCAUCUACCUGAAAGCGAUCUCUAUUUUUGUAGCUGCCCACCAAGACACAUUUGUACUCUUUCAAUAUUGACUGACGGUGUCCUCCGACUCAGCAAGGUGCAGUUUCCUCCUGUAUAUUUGUAAAUGUUACACCUACAGUUUUACACAUGGUUUUGUAUAGAGUUGAGAAUUUACCCACCCAGAAUAAAGAAAAACACAUUUUCUCUAUUAAAAUGUUUGAAUAAAUAAUGAUUUUACAGUAA
Trematomus bernacchii (emerald rockcod) is the source of this 3564-nucleotide messenger RNA. RefSeq names its product TAF4A RNA polymerase II, TATA box binding protein (TBP)-associated factor (gene taf4). The transcript has 15 exons. Gene Ontology annotation, molecular function: RNA polymerase II general transcription initiation factor activity; DNA binding; protein heterodimerization activity. The record is from RefSeq and is a predicted model, not a curated record. The coding region runs from base 1 to 2505 and encodes 834 amino acids. Lineage: Eukaryota; Metazoa; Chordata; Actinopteri; Perciformes; Nototheniidae. Gene Ontology annotation, biological process: DNA-templated transcription; transcription initiation at RNA polymerase II promoter. Gene Ontology annotation, cellular component: transcription factor TFIID complex.